Geodia barretti is the source of this 723-nucleotide messenger RNA. The record is from the annotation of a GenBank genome assembly. NCBI's taxonomy places the organism in Eukaryota, Metazoa, Porifera, Demospongiae, Tetractinellida, Geodiidae.
CUGCGCUGCAACGGCGCCGGCAAGACUUUCGGAGUGGCCAAAAAGGCGAAGAUCUACAGCGUGAGAGCCCUGGGGUGUUCGGGAAGUGGUGCAGUGAGUGGGAUUGUACAGGGGAUGGACUUUAUAGCAGGUAAGGUGGACAAAGGAGAUCACACGGGAACAGUCAUUUUCUCGAUGUCACUCGGAGUUAGGGUUUCCGAGUCGCUUAACGCGGCCGUCAAACGAGCAAUGGACAAGGGGAUCGUCGCCGUGGGAGCCUCGGGUAAUCAGGGGGGAGACUCCUGUAAUUACAGCCCUGCCAGUGCAAAAGUUGGCAUCGCGGUUGGCGCAACCGACAAAGAAGACAACACCAUGUCCUUCUCAAACGCCGGAGAGUGUACAGACAUCUCGGCUCCUGGGGAUGGCAUUGAGAGCGCCUUUGGAAGCUGCAACACGUGCACAAAGACCCUGUCGGGGACUUCCAUGGCUGCACCGCAUGUGGCGGGCUACAUGGCUGUCCUCCUCUCCCUCCACCCUGACAUGACCGCUGCCGAGGCAAAGGACCACAUGGUGCAGCAGUCCACCAAGGGCGUGGUCGGGCUUGCCGCCAUCUCCAGCUCACUCGCCUCCAAGACACCCAACCGCUUCCUCUACGUGGCCAAAGCCAUGGCGAAAGACUCUGACGUUAGAGAGGACUUGGCCGAGGUUGCUCAGAUCAACUCUUUUCUUCAUGGUAGACCUUAG